AUGCCGUUCUCCAGGUCCUGCAAGACUUUAGGCAUUGCUCUGAACCCCCGCCUCGAUAUGUCAAAAUGCGGCAUUCGUUCAGAGGUGGUUAGUUACGCGGAAGCCGAGGAUCUUGCCGAAGAUGUCGCCAAACCGGAUCGUGAAUUACUCCGCCGGUGCGAAGAAACGUCUGCCGUCCAACCUCCAUAUACCGAUCCUUGCAAGUGGUUGAGUUUGGAUCACCUCAUCCUAGAUCGGAUGUUGGCCAAUCGUCUUGAAUUGCCAGGUCAUCUUAGACAGGGAACGUUCAACAACGAUGCUCGGUUCAACACACUGAAAGAGGAGCAAUGUAUGGUUGAUCCAUACAUUUUGGAAUAA
Messenger RNA from Blastomyces gilchristii SLH14081, 357 nucleotides. RefSeq lists its product as uncharacterized. The record is from RefSeq and is a predicted model, not a curated record. NCBI's taxonomy places the organism in Eukaryota, Fungi, Ascomycota, Eurotiomycetes, Onygenales, Ajellomycetaceae. The coding region runs from base 1 to 357 and encodes 118 amino acids. The transcript is spliced from 2 exons.